AUGAGCUUCCUCCUACCCUGGUUCGUCCAGAAGCGAAUACUGCGGUAUGCACUGUCCCGCUUCGACCUGCUGGACAUAGACACCUUGGAUCUCGAGAGCCUGGGUGUUCGAUGGGGGCAGAGAAGCACUUUCCAGUUGAGCGAUAUAAGCUUAAAGACGGAGAAACUAGCAUCGUUCCUCCGAUUACCCGCAACAUGUCAAAUUCUGAAGGCGCAGCUAUCCUUGUUGCGUAUAAUAAUACCUGCCGAUCUCUAUAGCAGUGGCAUCAUCGUUGAGAUUGAGGGCAUCGAUAUUCAUAUUCGGCUCCUGUCCGACGAUGCCCCCGAGGCUAGUCGAGACAAAACCCAGACAUCCGAUAAGAGGCCUGCUGAAGACCAUGUCCUCCCGACAACAGACGACUUAGCGGAAUCCUUCCUCAAGACGGAACCCAAGGGGGAGAGGGAAGAACUAGAGGCAGCUAUUUCAUCACAGUCUCAAUACCUACAACAAUCCACCUCCUCACUCAGUGAUGACGGCGAAGUCGGUCUGGGAAACGAAGGGGUGUCGCUCCCGAGCUUCAUCUCUGACUUUCUCAAAGGAAUCAAGGACCGAGUGCAGAACAAGGUUACCGGCAUCAACUUUCGCGUCGACAUGGACUUUCCACAGGAUGGGCCGGUGAAACGAAUGCCGGAAACUAAACCAGACCAAGUCACUGCCCUCCUGGUAGUUAAAGAGGCAUUACUCGUUGGGAAUGCGUCUAGCUCUACUGACGAGGCUAGAGAUUUGGCGGGAAAACCACGUGGGAUGACGCUCACCCUAGACACUAUACAAGCCAUGCUUGUGUCUGACCCGGUGGUUUUCUCCAAUUAUUCACGAUUCGCAGCACCUCCUUCAUCUCCAUCGACAACACAUUCGAAAUUAGGCCGUGAAUCAACCAGGACAAGAUUGUCACGCGAGUCUCAGCCUCCAUCUGUGUCGAGCUCUACACCGGACUUAUCCCAGUCUGUCGUUUGGGAUCACCCUUAUCCCAGUGAGCGGUCGCCAGUUGCACACAGCAGGCAUUUGGCUAGGUCCACACAUACACUAGAUGGUCGAUUUUCAGAUGCUGGAAGCGAAGCGGAAUAUGAUUCACAUCCAUAUCCAAUGGACCAGUCGGUCUCUAGGAGUCGUUAUGAUGAUGUUGAUGAAGGGGUUCUUGAUAAUCCUGAUUACCUGGAUGAGGUUUUUCAUUCUCAAUAUUUAGAGGAUAUCGAAGAUUCUGGAAUACUACCCCCUCGAUCACUUGAAGGCGCAGGCACUCCCCGCGCACGAAGUCCUCGACUUGAAUCGUCACAAGUGGUGGAAACAUGGCACGAUUUCGAUCAACCUCAAUUAUCAAUUGGGCAGUCGGCUCACAACCUGAUGGCCCACGAUUUCAAUGAUGAUAUGCCACUAGACACAUCUCAAGCCGCUACACCGCCUGCGAAGAGCGCAGAUACCUCGCAAUAUGCUGCCUCAUUUGAGGCUCUUAGACCUGCUUAUGAUGACGUCGAUAAUGAUAGUGACGAUCAUAAUUCUCCUUUGAGCAACAGCAGUUCACCGUCCGAUUCGCCAGUUGAAGAUCUAUCCGAAUCUAAAUUGUUUACCCAUGAAGAGGCCUCAAGCAUGUAUAUGAGUGCCCUGAGUUAUAACUCCCAGGACUAUAGUCCUGCAAUGCCCGGUGCCUGGAAUUCGACAAGUCUAAUGGCGGACUCGACAUCGCGCGCUCCUCGAUCCCAGGAUGUAGCCGCAUCAGAAACAGUCCAAACCGCCGAUACAGACGUCUCCACGCCGAAGCUUACUGCCCAACAAGGGCCAUCGCAUUCACUUCAUCAAGAAAAGGAAACAUUAGAUGCUGGCUUAAAAGAAUCGUUGCCCUCGAUUCAAAGUGAUCGACCACGGUCUCCCUCCGAGGCAACUACUGAAGAUCCCGAGGUCGCCCGUAAAGUCCUGGAAAUAAAUAAGAUAAUGGUAUGGAUACCUGAGAGCAGCGUCAACAAGGAGCCGGAAGAGCAUACACCACAACGAAAUCGGCAGCACGGUCUUGAUAUGAGGUCAUUUUCGGGUAACCUGUCCAGCUCUACAAUGGGCGAUAGUCUCGGAGCUUCAAAACUAACCCUGUCUACACGAAACGGAGACUCUAUAUACUCCUCGGUUGCUUUUGACAGGGCGGAACAGACCUCACAGACCUCUCCAGGAAACCCACAUGAUGAGAAUGCCGAUAUUAAGCAAUCUCCGACUGCCGUGUCUGUUGAUAUUGGCGAUGCAAUUAUUUCAGUUGACAUAGCAUCGGGGUGGUUGCUGGCUAAAGCUGGCCAGAAGAUGGUGUCAGUUGUCGAGCGGAUCUCGUCUGAAUCUUCGUCCACAACCAAAAAGUCAAGUCCCACGGCACCAGGCCCUCGCCGUUUCAACUUCAAUAUUCACACAUGCUCGAUAAAAUUCUUGCAACACUUGACCGGUAUUCCCUAUCACAGACAGAACGUAUCGCCAUAUUCUGAAAUCUCUCCUGUCGAGCACGUCAUCUUGAGGGUAUUAGUAAAAGACGCAAAAUCAAGUGUCGUGAUUGUGAAAGAUAGGACGGAUUUUCAUUUCCAGCUUGCCAAGUUUGUUCUUGGGGACGCAUCUGAGGAAUUUAUUUCAUUCAACGAAGAUCUGAAAAUGAGGGAUUCUGUAAGGGAUGUUUUGGCCCUGAGCCAUCGCGAUAUUUCGCUGUUGGUAACCAAAUCUUCUACAUCUGCACGAAUUGAUUUGACGACGUUGCCACUUCAUUUAAACCUCAAUAUUCAACGUCUAGAAGAAAUCCUUGGUUGGUUUGGAGGCCUGAGUACUAUUCUGGAACUCGGAAGCUCAAUAGCGUCUGUUUCAACGGUUAGAGGAGAAAAGCCGGAAGCGCCUGCAAAGCCAUCCCCUGGUGUUCGGUUUGCGGACACCCCGUCCUCUGAGACUUCUUCGGCCUCUUCCCCAUCCUUGACGUCUGUCCCUUGGAAGGUGAAUUCUAGACUAGGAGGCAUUGUUGUUGAUCUAGUGGGCGAGGCUUGUGCUCUUGAGCUAAGAACUACUGCGGUGAAAGUUGUUAGCAGGUUUGAGGGCAUUGGCAUCCAAAUUGACAAGGGUGACUUGAGUGGGCCAUAUCUUAUCGGUCAUGUGGACGAUGCUCCGGCAAACGUCGCCUUGGAAAAUAUUCGAAUUGAAUAUGUCUUUUCGCCAAAGGAAGUUGACCUGGAUAGGUUGCUGUCUCUCUUAACGCCAUCUCAAGAUAAAUACGAGGAGGAUGACGAUAUAAUGUUGGAUACCUUGUUACGGCAAAGGCGACAAGGAGCUGUACUUCGAGUUACAGUAGCGACCCUGAAACUCUUUAUUUCAAAUAUUCAGGGCUUACAUCCUCUGUCUUCCCUCCCAAAUGAGAUUGCAAAACUAUCAAAUGUCACGAAAUAUCUUCCUGAGGAUGAUCGACCGGGAAUCAUGACGUUAGCAUUGAUUCGCGAAUUGAAAAGUCACGUUUGUAUUGGUGGUAAAGUAGGAGAUAUGAAACUGGUGUCGCAAAACAUUGAAGCAGCGCAUAUCAGCCUUCCCUCCCUUGUGGCCGGCCAGGUGAAGCGGCUAUCACUCACGAGAAAUGAAACGGAGGAGCUUAUUGGGGAAGCAUUGGAACUACCUGCAGCUACUGGUCCGACGCGAUCUCACUUGCCUAUGAUUAUGACUCGCUUUAUUGCUGACGAAAUGGAACCGACAAUUAAAGUCAAACUGCACAACCUCAGGGUGGAAUAUAUAGUAUCUGUAGUUAUGACAUUUCUGGGCCUUGGAGAUGGUGCCACAUCAGAAGACUUGGCUGUCAAUUUGGCUAAUUCAGUUGCAAAUUUGACUGAGUUGCAAAGUUCCCUACACCGGCCGGCAUCUCCUACGGCUUCUGUUAUAUAUAAACCUGACAGAAAACCUUACAAGUUCUCUGUAUCUUUGAGAGACUGUGUUUUGGGCCUCAACCCUCGAGAAAUGCCGUCCAAAGGCCUUCUCAUCUUCACAUAUGCAAGGUUCAGGGGAACUCUUCAAGAAGAAACGACGUCCGAAGUCAGCUUUGAAAUCAAAAAGGCAACCCUGAUGAUUAUAGAUGACGUUCAAAACAUCGAUAUUGUGGAUACUUCACACCAGCGCAGUAUAUCUGCAGGCCAAAGCGAGCAAGUGCAGGGCUUUACAGACAAAGGUUUUGUUGCAGUAUCGUUUAUCUCGUCUGCCAUGGUUUCGGUGAAGAUGGCACAACAGUCAAGUGACGGCAACAGAUCAGUGGAUGUAGACGUGAGAGAUGACCUACUUAUCAUGGAAACAUGUGCGGAUUCCACUCAAACCUUGAUCAGUCUUCUAAAUGGCUUGUCACCCCCGACGCCGCCAAGUAGAGUGCUAAAAUAUCGGACUGAGGUUAUGCCCAUACAAGAUAUGCUCGCAUCCUUUACUGGCGAUGCAUUCGCCACUGAUGAAGUGACAGAUGCUGAGCAUAUUUCCGAGCUAGAAACAGAGGAUGAACUUAAAGGCGCCCUUGACGAUGAGAUUGAAUAUGUGAGUGAAUUUUACGAGGAAAGGCCUAACCCAGAAGAAGCAAUGAGCGCAAGCAUGAUGGGCAUGACAAACGACAUUGCCCGGCCUUCUAAUCUAUUGGAUAGCUUCCAUUCGGAAUACAACGUGGCGUCUAGCGUGUCGGAUCUCGAAUUUCGAGACGAUCAUUUUGCCAAAGAAUCAACUGUCGGCGGGACAGCACAUCGAUGGGACUCCGCUCAUAAUACAUACGGACUGGCUAACGAAGUCAAAAUACAUGGCAGCCCACUGAGAGUUAGAGUACGUGAUGUACACUUCAUUUGGAACUUAUUUGAUGGUUACGACUGGCAACGGACAAGAGAUACUAUUUCGAAAGCCGUCAAAGAUGUUGAAAUGAAGGCUACGGAGCGACGUGCAAAGAAAGGGGGCCGUAUAUCUGAAGACGAUGAUGAAGAAUCUGUUAUUGGUGACUUCCUUUUCAACUCGAUUUACAUUGGCAUCCCCGCGAACAAGGACCCACGUGAGCUUUCUAGAGCAAUCAACCACGACAUCGAUGACUUGGCUAGCGAGACUGGGAGCUACACUACUUCAACAACCGUCACGGGACUGACAGCGCGUCAAAAUAGACCUCCUUCAGCCCGGGGCAAGAAAUUGCGGCUUUCACGUAGCAGACACCAUAAGAUGACGUUUGAAUUGAAGGGCAUCUCAACUGAUGUGGUUGUUUUCCCUCCUGACGUGGGCGAAACCCAAAGCUCAAUAGAUGUGCGGGUGAAUGAUCUUGAGAUUUUUGAUCAUAUUCCUACUUCUACUUGGAAAAAGUUUGCUACAUAUAUGUACGAUGCAGGGGAGCGAGAGAGCGGAACUAGCAUGGUACACCUGGAAAUUUUGAAUGUGAAACCCGUGGCAGAGUUGGCCGCGUCCGAGAUCGUCCUAAAAGCCACCAUUCUACCUCUUCGCCUUCACGUUGACCAAGACGCUUUGGAAUUUUUGAGUCGAUUCUUUGAGUUCAAAGAUGAAUCAGCGCCGUCCCCAACUGCUCCUAAUGAUGCACCGUUCCUGCAGCGAGUAGAAGUCAACGCUAUACCUGUCAAACUAGACUUUAAACCCAAGCGAGUCGACUACGCUGGGCUGCGGUCUGGCCGAACAACAGAAUUUAUGAACUUUUUCGUCCUGGAUGAAGCUGACAUGGUUAUGCGACGCGUCAUCAUAUACGGUGUGUCCGGAUUCGACAAGCUUGGUCAAACGCUUAAUGAUAUAUGGAUGCCCGAUAUUAAGCGGAACCAACUGCCCGGCGUGCUGGCUGGGCUUGCUCCUAUUCGGUCCUUAGUCAAUGUUGGAAGUGGCUUCAAAGACUUAGUCGUCGUACCAAUGCGCGAAUACAAAAAGGAUGGAAGAAUUGUGCGCAGCAUUCAGAAGGGUGCAUUUUCCUUUGCAAAGACUACAACAAACGAGCUUGUCAAGCUUGGAGCGAAGCUGGCUAUUGGAACUCAAACCGUUCUUCAAAGCGCGGAAGACUUCCUCAACGCACCAAACACCGCACAGUCAACCCACCAUCACGUUGAAGGGGACGACGAUUCUACAGACGAAGAUGAAAGGAAGCAUAUUUCGCACUAUGCUGACCAGCCUGUUGGUGUGGUUCAAGGUCUUCGAGGCGCGUUCAGCAGCCUAGAGCGGGACUUGCUUACGGCACGAGACGCCAUUGUCGCCGUACCUGGAGAGGUUAUGGAAAGUGGCAGUGCUGCCGGGGCUGCAAAGGCUGUCUGGCGACGUGCACCGACAGUAAUCCUGCGACCUGCUAUUGGUGCUACGCGAGCUGUUGGACAGACGCUGCUAGGCGCGGGAAAUACCUUGGAUCCAACAAAUCGGCGAAGAAUCGAAGAUAAAUAUAAACGACAUUAG
Messenger RNA from Talaromyces proteolyticus, 6420 nucleotides. RefSeq names its product putative autophagy regulatory protein Atg2. Gene Ontology annotation, biological process: piecemeal microautophagy of the nucleus; reticulophagy; autophagy of mitochondrion. Gene Ontology annotation, cellular component: extrinsic component of membrane; phagophore assembly site. The transcript is spliced from 4 exons. Lineage: Eukaryota; Fungi; Ascomycota; Eurotiomycetes; Eurotiales; Trichocomaceae. Gene Ontology annotation, molecular function: phosphatidylinositol-3-phosphate binding. The record is from RefSeq and is a predicted model, not a curated record. Bases 1 to 6420 code for a protein of 2139 amino acids.